Molecule: messenger RNA, 591 nt
Organism: Arvicanthis niloticus (Nile rat)
Lineage: Eukaryota; Metazoa; Chordata; Mammalia; Rodentia; Muridae
Source: RefSeq, a predicted model, not a curated record
CGUAAGAUGGAGUUCUCUUUGCCUAGUUUGCCACUGCUGAAAAUCUUCUCCUAUCUGAAUGCCUUCAGUUUGCUACAGGCUGCCCAAGUGAACAAGGACUGGAAUAAAAUUGCAAGCAGUGACAUCCUGUGGAAGAAGCUCUGUGUGAAGAGAUGGGUCUUUUGCGAGGACGUCACCCCGCAGCUUCUGGGCACAGAGACAUGGAAGCAGUUCUUUCAUUAUAAAAUAUGGCAAGAACACACCAAGUCCCGGGAAAAGCCAGAAGAUUUCACUUACAAGGAAAUUCAUAUGAAGACAACAGGAUUUCGGGAACAUGCAUGUUAUCUCUCCGGGUGUGGCUUAACAAGAAACCAACAAGACAGAUCAGUUGUCUGUAUUGCAAAUCCCAAGGCCCAGAUUUCUGCCCGGGAUAUUCAUGAGGACAGGGAAGAUGGGGAGCCACAGCCCAAGCAGCUCAGAGAAGAGGAAGAGGAGCACAGGGAACUCAGGCUUCAGAACUAUGUCCCAGAGGAUGAAGACCUGAAGAGGUGUCAGGUCCCCCAGGCCAAACCAGUUGCAGGACCUGGCCAACCUGGCACCUUGGAAACCUGA